Sphenostylis stenocarpa is the source of this 1494-nucleotide messenger RNA. The record is from the annotation of a GenBank genome assembly. NCBI's taxonomy places the organism in Eukaryota, Viridiplantae, Streptophyta, Magnoliopsida, Fabales, Fabaceae.
AUGGCUUCCAAUUCGAAAUCGGAGACUUUUCUGCAGCGAUAUGGUUACGAUUUGCUGUUGGGAUCAAUUGCGGCUUUAUACGUUCUCACCGUUCCUUACACUAAGGUCGAAGAGAGUUUCAAUGUUCAGGCAAUGCACGAUAUUCUCUAUCACCGGACUAACUUAGACAGUUAUGAUCAUCUGGAAUUCCCUGGGGUGGUUCCUCGCACUUUCCUAGGUGCUUUGCUUGUGUCAAUCGUUGCAGCUCCUUUUGUGUUGACUGCAAGUUUGCUGCAUUUGCCAAAGUUUUAUGCUCUUCUCAUAGUUCGGAUGGCCCUAGGGUGCAUCAUACUAUAUACACUAAGAUUCUUCCGACAUCAGAUAAGGAAUAAAUUUGGGCAUCAAGUAGAAACCUUCUUUGUAAUGUUAACUGCCAUUCAGUUUCAUUUUCUGUUCUAUUGUACCCGUCCGCUUCCUAACAUUCUUGCCCUGAGCCUAGUGAAUUUGGCAUAUGGAUACUGGUUUGAGGGACGCUUUUAUGCAGCUCUAAACUCUCUGAUCUUUGCUACGACUGUAUUCAGAUGUGACAUGCUGUUACUUCUUGGUUCCAUUGGGCUGCAACUCCUUCUGACAAAAAAAAUUUCAGUAUGGGGUGCUCUGAAACACUGCACUGGGAUGGCCCUCUUCUGCAUAGGUCUAACCAUAUUAGUUGAUUCAAUUAUGUGGAAAAGAUUAUUGUGGCCUGAAUUUGAAGUCUUUUGGUUUAACUCUGUACUAAACAAAAGCUCUGAAUGGGGAACAAAUGCUUUCCAUUGGUACUUCACUUCAGCACUUCCUCGUUCACUACUUGCUGCAUAUCCACUCUCACUGUUUGGCCUUUUUGUAGACCGAAGGGUACGAUCUUUCACCUUCCCAGUUCUUGCCUUUGUUUUGCUUUAUUCUAAGCUUCCUCACAAGGAGCUUCGUUUUAUCAUAAGUUCAGUUCCAAUAUUUAACUUGUCUGCUUCAAUUGCUUCUAACAGAAUUUACAACAAUAAGAAAAAGAUGAUUUGGAACUUGCUUUUCCUCAUUUGGUUGGGAUUGCUUUUAGUGAGUCUUGCAGGCACCGUCACAAGUUUCACGGCAUCAUACUGGAACUAUCCUAGUGGAUAUGCCUUAAAGGAAUUGCACGGAAUUGGUUUUCAUAAUGAUACAGAUGAACAGUGGGUUCACAUUGAUACAUUUUCAGCCAUGAAUGGGAUAUCUCGCUUUUGUGAAAGUGAUUUCCCAUGGAGGUAUUCUAAAGAAGAACAGAUUAGCUUGGAAGAAUUUCAGCAGAGAAAUUUUACUUUUCUUAUAAAUGAACAUUCUGUGAUCAGUGGAUUCAAGUGCCUAUUUACUGAAGAUGGGUUCUCAAGAGUCCGCUUGAAAUCUGGCUUUCCACCAAUUUUACUGGUUAAAGAGCCCAAAGUUUUUGUCCAAGGAAAUUUAGAAAACCAGAAUAUAGUCAGCCAAAUAUGGUCUGGCUGCUCAUAA